Molecule: messenger RNA, 8134 nt
Organism: Armigeres subalbatus
Lineage: Eukaryota; Metazoa; Arthropoda; Insecta; Diptera; Culicidae
Gene: alpha-Spec
Product: spectrin alpha chain
Exons: 9
Coding region: 259-7575 (2438 amino acids)
Biological process (GO): actin cytoskeleton organization
Cellular component (GO): cortical actin cytoskeleton; cell junction; plasma membrane
Molecular function (GO): calcium ion binding; actin filament binding
Source: RefSeq, a predicted model, not a curated record
GGCAGCCAUUUUUACAGUUUGUCGUUAGCCAUCGCCGUGCAAAGUUCGUGAAACGUUCCGCGUAGUGAAAAGUGAAAAUUUAUUGGAAAAUUUGUCCCAAUUCGAAGUGAAAAUUGUGCAAAAACGUACCCAAAGCUGAGAAAUACAAAUACGCAGGAAAAUUGGACGCGAACGCACUGAUAGCACAGCAGAACCAAACGAUUAUUUAUUAGAGGCUAAACGCGUGAAUUAAAGUCGACUGUCGAAAACAUCUAAACCAUGGAGCAAUUUACCCCCAAGGAGGUAAAAAUCCUCGAAAGUGCCGAGGAUAUUCAGGAGCGCCGUGAGCAGGUGCUCAACCGGUACAAUGAGUUCAAGGUGGAAACGCGCCACAAGCGCGAAAAGUUGGAAGACUCGCGCCGCUUCCAGUACUUCAAGCGCGACUCGGAUGAGUUGGAGAGCUGGAUCCAUGAGAAGCUGCAGGCCGCUUCGGAGGAAAGCUACCGCGAUCCAACCAACCUGCAGGCCAAGAUCCAGAAGCAUCAGGCAUUUGAGGCUGAGGUUUCGGCCCACAGCAAUGCGAUCGUGGUGCUGGACAACACCGGUCAGGAGAUGAUCAACCAGCAUCACUUUGCUUCGGACACCAUCCAGCGCCGAUUGGAUGAGCUGCACCGCUUGUGGGAACUGCUGCUGUCCCGGUUGGCCGAAAAGGGAAUGAAGCUGCAGCAGGCUUUGGUCCUGGUGCAAUUUUUGCGCCAUUGCGAGGAGGUCAUGUUCUGGAUCAAGGACAAGGAAGCCUUCGUUACGGCCGAUGAGUUCGGUCAAGAUCUGGAGCAUGUCGAAGUUCUGCAGCGCAAAUUUGACGAGUUUCAGAAGGAUAUGGCUUCCCAAGAGUAUCGCGUUACCGAAGUCAACGAGCUGGCUGAUAAGCUCCUAUCCAAUGGACAUCCUGAGCGUGAUACCAUCACCCGUAAGAAGGAGGAACUUAACGAGGCUUGGCAACGCCUGAAGCAGUUGGCUAUUUUGCGCCAGGAAAAACUAUUCGGCGCCCAUGAAAUUCAACGUUUCAAUCGCGAUGCUGACGAAACCGUCGCUUGGAUUGCCGAGAAGGACGUUGUCCUGUCAUCGGAUGACUACGGUCGUGACUUGGCCAGCGUUCAAGCUUUACAACGCAAGCACGAAGGCGUCGAACGUGAUCUUGCCGCACUGGAAGAUAAGGUUGCUACUUUGGGAGCUGAAGCCGGACGUUUAUGCAGCAUCCACGCCGAUCAUAGCGACCAAAUUCGUGAGAAGCAAGCGGAAAUUGCCGCUUACUGGCAAUCUUUGACUGCCAAGGCUAAGGAACGCAAGCAAAAGCUGGAUGAAUCCUACUUCUUGCACCGUUUCUUGGCCGACUUCCGUGACUUGGUUUCAUGGAUCAAUGGAAUGAAAGCGAUCAUCUCGGCCGACGAAUUGGCCAAGGACGUAGCUGGUGCUGAGGCACUGCUUGAACGCCACCAGGAACACAAGGGGGAGAUCGAUGCGCGCGGAGAUAGCUUCAAGGUCACCACCGAAGCUGGUCGUCAGCUGCUGGAACGCGAACAUUACGCAGCUGCCGAAGUCCAAGAAAAGUUAGCUGCUCUUGAGAGCGAUAAGAGCUCCCUACUCGCCCUCUGGGAAGAACGUCGCAUUCUGUACGAGCAGUGUAUGGAUCUCCAGCUGUUCUAUCGUGACACCGAACAAGCAGACACUUGGAUGGCCAAACAGGAAGCUUUCCUGGCCAAUGAAGAUUUGGGAGAUUCGCUGGAUUCGGUUGAGGCACUCAUCAAGAAACAUGAGGACUUUGAGAAGAGUUUGGCAGCACAAGAGGAGAAAAUUAAAGCUUUGGAUGUCUUUGCCACCAAGUUGAUCGAUGGUCAGCAUUACGCUGCCGAUGAUGUGGCUCAACGUCGUUCAAUGUUGCUUGCUCGCCGUGCAGCUCUUCUGGAGAAGUCCUCGGUACGUCGCCAACUGUUGGAGGACUCUAGCGGUUUGCAGCAAUUUGAACGUGACUGCGAUGAGACCAAGGGAUGGAUCAGCGAAAAACUCAAGUUUGCCACGGAUGACAGCUAUCUGGACCCCACUAAUCUGAACGGUAAGGUGCAAAAACAUACCAACUUCGAACAUGAACUAACGGCUAAUAAGAGUCGCAUCGAAGACAUCACUACUAACGGGCAGAAUUUGGUGGAGAAGGGUCACUACGGUGCGGAUCAGAUUAACUCUCGCAUGCAAGAAAUUGUCACUCUGUGGGAGUCCCUUGUUCAGGCAUCCGAUAAGAAGGGCUGUAAAUUGCAGGAAGCGUCUCAGCAGCAACAGUUCAAUCGUACGGUUGAGGAUAUUGAGCUUUGGCUUAGCGAAGUUGAAGGCCAGCUGAUGUCCGAAGACUAUGGCAAGGAUCUAACCAGUGUGCAGAAUCUGCAGAAGAAGCACGCCUUGCUCGAAGCAGACGUUAUGGCCCAUCAAGAUCGCAUUGAGGGAAUCAAAGUGGCAGCAAACAAGUUUGUUGAAAGUGGACAUUUCGAUGCAGACAACAUUCGAAACAAGGAAUCUGCGCUCUCUAAGCGUUACGGUGCGCUGGCUACCCCAAUGGCUGAGCGCAAGCAACGUCUGUUGGAUUCUCUGCAAGUGCAGCAACUUUUCCGUGACUUGGAGGAUGAAGCUGCAUGGAUCCGGGAAAAGGAGCCAGUGGCUGCUUCUACCAAUCGUGGUCGCGAUUUGAUCGGUGUCCAAAACUUGAUCAAGAAGCAUCAAGCCGUGUUAGCUGAGAUCAACAAUCAUGAGAACCGUGUUGCUGGCGUCAUUGCGAACGGUGAGCAGAUGUUGACCGAGCAGCCUUUCGCCACCGAGGACAUUAAGUUGCGUUUGGAUGCUGUCAAGGAUCAAUGGAAUUCGUUGAAAGAGAAGGCUAACCAGCGAAAGCAAGAUCUGGAGGAUUCGUUGCAAGCUCACCAAUACUUUGCUGAUGCUAAUGAAGCUGAGUCGUGGAUGCGUGAGAAGGAACCGAUUGUGUCGAACCAGGACUAUGGAAAGGACGAGGAUUCGUCGGAAGCUCUGUUGAAGAAACACGAAGCCUUGGUCUCUGAUUUGGAAGCUUUUGGCAAUACAAUCCAAGCUUUGCAAGAACAAGCCAAGAACUGUCGCCAGCAGGAAACGCCAGUCGUUGAUAUUACUGGAAAGGAAUGCGUUAUGGCUUUGUAUGACUAUACUGAGAAAUCUCCUCGUGAAGUCUCUAUGAAGAAGGGAGAUGUGCUUACUCUCCUGAAUUCGAACAACAAGGAUUGGUGGAAGGUGGAGGUCAACGAUCGGCAAGGAUUUGUCCCAGCAGCCUAUAUUAAGAAGAUCGAUCCUGGUCUUAGUGCCAGCCAGCAAAAUUUGGUUGAUGGUCAUUCGAUCGCCAAGCGUCAGUCUCAAAUCAACAGCCAGUACGAUAACUUACUGGCCCUUGCUCGUGAGCGACAGAACAAGUUGAACGAGACCGUGAAGGCAUACGUUCUGGUCCGCGAAGCUGCGGAUUUGUCUGCUUGGAUUCGCGACAAGGAAAGCCAUGCUCAGAUCAAGGAUGUCGGCGAAGACCUAGAGGAAGUUGAGGUUAUGCAGAAGAAGUUCGAUGACUUUAACGAUGACCUGAAAGCCAACGAAGUUCGUUUGGCUAAAUUGAACGAAAUUGCCGUUCAACUAACCUCGCUGGGACAGACCGAGGCUGCUUUGAAAAUCAAGACGCAAAUCCAAACCUUGAACGAAGAGUGGGCUACUUUGCAGACAAUUACCCAGGAAAGAGCCAGCCAGCUUGGAUCGGCCCACGAGGUUCAGCGAUUCCACCGUGAUGUAGAUGAGACCAAGGAUUGGAUCGGUGAGAAGGACACUGCCUUGACGAAUGAUGACCUGGGCAAGGAUCUUCGUGGCGUCCAAACGUUGCAACGUAAGCAUGAGGGUUUGGAGCGUGAUUUGGCAGCUCUCCGCGAUAAGAUCCGUCAGUUGGACGAAACGGCCAAUCGGCUCAUGCAAUCCCACCCAGACACCGCCGAGCAGACCUACGCCAAGCAGAAGGAAAUUAACGAGGAGUGGCAGCAGGUCGUUGCCAAGACCCAACAACGCAAGGAGAAACUGUUGGACUCGUACGAUCUACAGCGGUUCCUGAGCGACUACCGCGAUCUGAUGGCCUGGAUCAGCUCGAUGAUGGGCUUGGUUACUUCCGAGGAGUUGGCCAAUGAUGUGACCGGAGCCGAAGCACUGAUCGAAAGACAUCAGAAUCAUCGUGCUGAAAUUGAUUUUCGUUACGGUAUCCCGCAGGAACACCGUACUGAAGUGGAUGCCCGAGCUGGAACAUUCGCCGCAUUCGACCAGUUUGGAGCGGAGCUGCUGCAGGCCAAUCACUAUGCAUCUCCCGAAAUCCAGGAGAAGAUUGAAAACCUGGCCAAGGCCCGUGAGGACUUGGAACGGGCCUGGACUGCCCGCCGUCUACAACUGGACCAGAAUCUGGAUCUCCAGCUGUACCUGCGUGACUGUGAACAGGCUGAGAACUGGAUGAGCGCACGUGAAGCUUUCUUGAAUGCCGAAGAAGUCGACUCCAAGGGCGACAAUGUGGAAGCAUUGAUUAAGAAGCACGAGGACUUUGACAAGGCCAUUAACGGUCAUGAGGAAAAGAUUGCCGCCCUACAAGUGCUGGCUGACCAGCUGAUUGCCCAGGAGCACUAUGCCGGAAGGCUAAUCGAUGACAAGCGUGCCGAAGUUCUGGACCGCUGGCGUCACUUGAAGGAAGAUUUGAUCGAGAAGCGUUCUCGCUUGGGAGAUGAGCAAACUCUGCAACAAUUCUCACGCGAUGCCGACGAAAUUGAAAACUGGAUCGCCGAGAAGUUGCAAUUGGCAACGGAAGAAAGCUACAAGGACCCGGCCAACAUCCAAUCCAAGCAUCAAAAGCACCAGGCAUUCGAAGCUGAGUUGGCAGCCAACGCCGAUCGUAUUCAAAGCGUCCUGGCGAUGGGCAGCAAUUUGAUCGACAAAAAUCAAUGCAGUGGAUCGGAGGAUGCCGUGCAGAAGCGUCUGACACAGAUCGCUGAUCAGUGGGAAUACUUGACCCAAAAGACUACGGAGAAAUCCCUGAAGCUUAAGGAAGCCAACAAGCAGCGUACAUACAUUGCUGCAGUUAAAGAUCUUGACUUCUGGUUGGGUGAAGUGGAGAGCCUCCUUACCUCUGAAGAUGCCGGAAAGGAUUUGGCUUCCGUUCAGAAUCUGAUGAAAAAGCACCAGCUGGUAGAGGCUGACAUCCAUGCCCAUGAAGAUCGUAUUAAGGAUAUGAACGCCCAAGCCGACUCAUUGGUUGAAAGUGGCCAAUUCGAUAGUGCAGGAAUUCAAGAGAAACGUCAAUCGAUCAACGAGCGCUACGAACGUAUCUGCAACUUGGCUGCUCAUCGCCAAGCUCGUUUGAAUGAGGCCAACACCCUGCAUCAAUUCUUCCGUGACAUUGCCGACGAGGAGUCUUGGAUCAAAGAAAAGAAACUGUUGGUUGGUUCGGAUGAUUAUGGACGUGACCUAACCGGUGUCCAGAAUCUGAAAAAGAAGCAUAAACGUUUGGAAGCUGAAUUAGCUUCUCACGAGCCCGCCAUUCAAGCCGUCCAGGAAGCCGGAGAAAAACUGAUGGAUGUUUCGAACUUGGGUGUUCCAGAAAUCGAGCAACGUCUAAAGGCUCUGAAUCAAGCCUGGGCGGAAUUAAAGAGUUUGGCUGCUACUCGUGGUCAGAAAUUGGAUGAAUCUCUGAUUUAUCAGCAGUUCUUGGCGAAGGUUGAGGAAGAAGAAGCCUGGAUCACUGAGAAGCAACAACUGUUGUCCGUUGAAGAUUAUGGAGAUUCGAUGGCCGCUGUCCAAGGACUAUUGAAGAAACAUGACGCCUUCGAGACCGAUUUUGCUGCCCAUCGUGAUCGCUGUGCAGAUAUUCAUGAUAAUGGUCAGACUUUGGUGACCAACAACAACCAUCAUGCCGAGAGUAUUUCGCAGCGUUGCACCCAGUUGGACAAGAAGUUAGAGAACUUGCAGGCCUUGGCCACUCGUCGCAAGAACGCUUUGUUGGACAAUUUCGCUUACCUGCAGUUUAUGUGGAAGGCCGACGUUGUUGAAAGCUGGAUUGCCGAUAAAGAGAAUCACGUCAAGUCGGAGGAGUUUGGACGCGAUUUGUCCACUGUUCAAACAUUGUUAACCAAACAGGAGACAUUCGAUGCCGGUCUCUCUGCAUUCGAACAGGAAGGAAUUCAUAACAUCACUGCUCUGAAGGAUCAGCUAAUUAACGCCAACCACGCCCAGUCGGCUGCCAUUCUGAAGCGCCACGAGGAUGUGUUGACUCGCUGGCAAAAGUUGCGAGCUGAUUCGGAAGCUCGCAAGUAUCGUCUGCUAGCCAUGCAGGAACAGUUCCGUCAGAUCGAGGAUCUCUAUCUUACGUUCGCUAAGAAAGCUUCCGCCUUCAAUUCAUGGUUCGAAAAUGCCGAGGAAGAUCUAACUGAUCCGGUGCGGUGCAACUCGAUCGAAGAAAUUAAGGCUCUGCGAGAAGCGCACGCCCAAUUCCAGGCAUCGCUGUCGUCGGCUCAAUACGACUUCCAAGCAUUGGCUGAUUUGGAUCGUAAGAUCAAGAGCUUCAACGUUGGUCCCAAUCCAUACACUUGGUUCACCAUGGAAGCUCUAGAGGAUACGUGGCGUAAUCUGCAGAAAAUCAUCGAAGAACGUGACGCCGAGCUUGCCAAAGAAGUCCACCGACAGGAAGAGAACGACAAGCUCCGUAAAGAGUUCGCUAAGCAUGCCAACUUGUUCCAUCAAUGGCUUACCGAGACCAGAUACAGCAUUUUGGGAUGGGACAAAAAUGGAACGUCGCUUAUGGAAGGUUCCGGUUCAUUAGAGGAGCAAUUUGAAGCGCUUUGUCACAAAGCGAACGAAAUUCGCGCCCGACGUGGCGACCUAAAGAAGAUUGAAGAGCUGGGCGCCACACUGGAGGAGCAUCUCAUCCUGGAUAAUCGCUACACCGAACAUUCUACCGUUGGCCUCGCUCAACAAUGGGAUCAGCUGGACCAACUUGCUAUGCGUAUGCAACACAACCUGAAACAACAAAUCCAAGCCCGCAACCAAUCCGGUGUUUCGGAAGAUUCACUCAAAGAGUUCUCGAUGAUGUUCAAGCAUUUCGACAAGGACAAGAGCGGCAAGCUGAACCACCAAGAAUUCAAAUCCUGUCUCCGUGCCCUGGGUUACGAUCUACCGAUGGUGGAAGAAGGCCAGCCCGACCCGGAGUUCGAAGAGAUUCUGAACGUGGUCGACCCGAACCGAGACGGACAGGUUUCCCUGCAGGAAUACAUCGCCUUCAUGAUUUCCAAGGAAACGGAAAAUGUUCAGAGUUUCGAGGAAAUCGAGAAUGCUUUCCGCGCAAUCACCGCCUCCGAUCGUCCAUAUGUCACCAAGGAUGAACUCUAUUCCAAUCUCACCAAGGACAUGGCGGACUACUGCGUCCAAAGGAUGAAACCUUUCAACGAUCCGAAGACGGGACAUCCCAUCACCGGCGCCCUCGACUACGUGGAGUUCACGCGAACUUUAUUCCAGAAUUAAACCUGUUUAAAGCGAUAACAACAUAUUCAAUUUUCAGCUAAUAAAAAAGUAUGUUCGUACUCGUAUUAACCGCGAAAUCCAGUUGGCUUAUUAUAUUGAUUUUAUUUUAUCUUAUAGAAAUCACAUGCUUAUAGAAAGUAUUUAUGAAAGCACAUUUACAUUUACCAACACCGAUCAAUUUUAAAUGCUUUUAGUGUUUUGAAACUCGAAUAUUGAAAACUGGAGUUUCUGCUCUACAGUGCUUCUCUCGCUUUGAAGUAUAACGUUCUGAUCAAUUUCUAGAUAUGAAGAAAUUGGCUUUGAAUAUUAAAACUUAUCGAAUUAUAAUAUGACGAUCGAUCGACUAAAAACAUAUUGAUAACAACAAAAACAUUAAGUCAGAGUUCUUGCAAACAAAAGGCAUUUAGAUUGAUGAGAAACAUUUUGAAUGGUACAUAAGCGUUCCUUGUUACGGCUAACAAUGUAGCAGCUUUUAAUCAUUACAGAUAUUUAUUACCCAUAGAAUUGCCUUGGACAAUUAUUUAUUCGAAAAUAAAAUAUAAAAUUCGCAUGAUUGGAA